This is a messenger RNA of Marmota flaviventris (yellow-bellied marmot), 591 nucleotides long. It is a transcript of the gene Cfc1, whose product is annotated as cryptic, EGF-CFC family member 1. NCBI's taxonomy places the organism in Eukaryota, Metazoa, Chordata, Mammalia, Rodentia, Sciuridae. The record is from RefSeq and is a predicted model, not a curated record.
AUGACCUGGAGGCACCACGUCAGGCUUCUCUUUAUGAUGGGUUUGGCAUUACAGAGCAUCCAUUUGGGAAACAGUUAUCAAAGAAGGAAACAUAAAGGUGGCAGAGAAGAAGCAAAAAAUUUUGCAGCCCCCAAAUUCCAGCAGACAACCCUCAACUGGACUCUGAGUACUUUCAGGGAGGUGAAUGGGAGCGAAGAGGACUGGUGGCUGCGGGGUUCUCCCUAUUCCAGAGCUUAUGGAGAGCGUGCGUCCCUGCGACAGCGCUGCUGCUGGAACGGCGGCACCUGUGUACUGGGCAGCUUCUGCGUGUGCCCAGCCCACUUCACAGGCCGCUACUGCGAGCACGACCAGAGACGCAGCGAUUGCGGCGCCCUGGUGCAUGGAGCCUGGACCUUCAGUGGUUGCCGCCUGUGCAGGUGCGUCUUUGGGGCCCUACAUUGUCUUCCCCGCCAGACGUUCGGCCGCUGUGAUUUGAAAGACUUUCUCCCCUCACAUGCCAAUGGGCCAAGCUCAUAUAGUUUACUGAGUUUUCUCCUCCUGCUGUCCUGUGCCCUCCUGCAGUGCCUUGUCUGUGAAGGAGACUCUAAGUGA